AUUGAUUUGAGUAAAUGGAUAAGACUGAAUGACUUGCAGUGUGUAUAUCCAAAUGUAGACAUUGCACUUCGGAUGUACACUUGUACUCCUGCUACAAACUGUUCGGCGGAGCGAUCUUUUUCUUGUUUAAAGCGCGUUAAAAACUAUUUGCGUUCGACAAUGUCCGAAGAAAGGUUAAAUUACCAUGCAAUUCUAUGCAUCGAAAGAACAAUUUUGCAAGAUUUAGACAUUAAUUUCGUUAUUGAUGAAUUUACGCGCAGGAAGGCACGUCGUAAAGUUUUGAAAUAA
Molecule: messenger RNA, 288 nt
Organism: Helobdella robusta
Lineage: Eukaryota; Metazoa; Annelida; Clitellata; Rhynchobdellida; Glossiphoniidae
Exons: 1
Molecular function (GO): protein dimerization activity
Source: RefSeq, a predicted model, not a curated record